Molecule: messenger RNA, 942 nt
Organism: Darwinula stevensoni
Lineage: Eukaryota; Metazoa; Arthropoda; Ostracoda; Podocopida; Darwinulidae
Source: the annotation of a GenBank genome assembly
CAUCCCAAGAUCAUGGAUAAACCAUCGAUCAACUCAGACUUCAGCUAUAACUGGCUGAAGAAGGGGCUGCUGAAUGCCGAGACAGAGAGCAACAUCCCAGCCAUUCAGGACCAGUGCAUCAGAACUCGUAACUAUGAGAAGUACAUCCUGAAGCUGGAUGUGGAAGACCGCUGCAGAUGCUGUCAUGGACCACUGGAAACGGAUGAGAAUAAUGCCAAUGCUGAGUACAUCAAGAUGGCCGAUCAAUAUGUUCCUGUCCCUGGUGGUACAAACAAUAACAACUAUGCAAAUGUUGAACUGAUCCUGGAUAUAGCCAAGAGGAUGCAUGUGCAAGCUGUUUGGGCUGGAUGGGGACAUGCCUCAGAGAAUCCAAAACUUCCCGAGCUCCUUCACAAGCAUGGUGUUAUAUUUUUGGGACCUCCAGAGAAGGCAAUGUGGGCUUUGGGAGACAAAAUUGCUUCAAGCAUUGUUGCACAAACAGCUGACAUCCCAACACUUCCUUGGUCGGGUUCUGGAUUGAAAGCUCUCUGGAAUGAGAAGGAUGUAUCCAAACGCAGGCUGAAGAUAUCAUCAGAGUUGUAUAAGCGGGCUUGCAUUGAGACUGUGGAGCAAGGACUGCAAGCAGCUCAGACCAUUGGUUACCCAGUCAUGAUUAAAGCAAGUGAAGGAGGUGGUGGAAAGGGGAUUCGAAAAGCACUCAACUCUGAUGACUUUCCUAAUAUGUUCAGACAGGUCCAAGCUGAAGUACCUGGCUCCCCAAUAUUUGUGAUGAGCUUGGCAAAGGGUGCUCGUCACUUGGAAGUCCAGAUCUUAUCUGACGAGUAUGGCAAUGCUAUAUCUUUGUUUGGGAGGGACUGCUCCAUUCAGAGGCGACAUCAGAAGAUCAUAGAAGAAGCUCCAUGCAUUAUUGCUAAACCAAAUGUUUUUGAACAAAUGGAAAAA